UGGACCUGUGUGAUACCUGUGAGUUAGUGGACCUGUGUAAUACCUGUGAGUUAGUGGACCUGUGUAAUACCUGUGAGUUAGUGGACCUGUGUAAUACCUGUGAGUUAGUGGACCUGUGUAAUACCUGUGAGUUAGUGGACCUGUGUAAUACCUGUGAGUUAGUGGACCUGUGUAAUACCUGUGAGUUAGUGGACCUGUGUAAUACCUGUGAGUUAGUGGACCUGUGUAACACCUGUGAGUUAGUGGACCUGUGUAAUACCUGUGAGUUAGUGGACCUGUGUAACACCUGUGAGUUAGUGGACCUGUGUAAUACCUGUGAGUUAGUGGACCUGUGUAAUACCUGUGAGUUAGUGGACCUGUGUAAUACCA
Messenger RNA from Procambarus clarkii (red swamp crayfish), 369 nucleotides. The record is from RefSeq and is a predicted model, not a curated record. Lineage: Eukaryota; Metazoa; Arthropoda; Malacostraca; Decapoda; Cambaridae.